Paramecium sonneborni is the source of this 1419-nucleotide messenger RNA. Lineage: Eukaryota; Ciliophora; Oligohymenophorea; Peniculida; Parameciidae. The record is from the annotation of a GenBank genome assembly.
AUGUUUGAAAAAAUGUAAAAAGCCUUUCCAAUGUUAACAAUAACAACAAAAAAAUAACCUGAAGAUUUAAGCGAAUUAGUUAAAUUUACAUUGCUAGAAUCUGUAACAAAAUCCAUACAAAAUAAUUAAUAAACUAAUUAAGAGUAUGAGUAUUAAAAAGCAAAUUUCAUAAAAUUCAAAUUAGAUACAUUUACUGAUAAAUAUGAAAGUGAUUAUUUUUGGAAAUCAUUCUUGGAAUUUUGCUAAACAAGAAAUGGUGAAACAGGAUUAAAAGUGUAUAAAAAGAAAUUAAAUAUAUUAGAUGAUAAUUCAUCUACUUAUAUUUUUAAAGCUUUUGAUUCCAUAAAUAAUAGAGAAGUUAUUAUUAAAAUUCCAAAAAAAUAUGUUGAUAAUCAAAAAUAAUUUACUAAUGAAGAGAUUUCCAGAGAUGAAGAAUUAGCAGAAACAAGAUUUUAUUCUUCUUGCUAUGCUUGCUAAAUGGCAUAUUUCUUUAAUUAAAGAUUAAAAGAAAAUAAUCUAUUAAAGGAGAUGUAACCUCUCUUUUAUGCUCAUCCAAUUUUGUAUACACUUUCAAAACCAUUAUAUGGAAUGAAAAAAGUUUAUGGUGAAACCUUCAUAUAAAUUUAAUAAUACAAAUUUUAAAAGUACUCUAACAAUUCUAAAUAUAUUGAUCCUCAAAAAUAUUUUUAUUCAUCAUUUAGUCAUUUUUCAUUUGAAGUUAGUAAAGAAAAUUUAGUCAUUAUGGAUUUAUAAGGAGCUCAUAAUAUCUUAUCUGAUCCUUCAAUCUAAACUGAAGAAUCUUGGAUAUCUAUUUUAAUAAAAGAUCCUACCAAUAGAUUUAACAAUGGAAUCUUUGAUUUUAAAACUGCAUAGCAUAAAGAAUGCAGUUACUUAUGUGAAAAAUUAAAGCUCCAUAAAAUUAAUUAGAAUACAAAGUAUAAUUAAACUCUCUGUCCUCCAAAUUAAAUAAAAAAUAUGUAUGGAAUAUGUUAUGAUUGCGAUGAAUUUAUUAGCUUCAAUGAAGAGUUACUUAAUGAUAAAAAUAACAAUAAAUUUACAUUUAAUUGUAAAUUCUGUUCGGAUUCUAUGUCUUAAAAAAAAAUAGAUGUAUUUUGCACAUGUUGUUAAUAUAUGUUCUAAACCUCCAUAAACAAUUAAUUAAAAUAAUUGACAAAUGUAGGGAUUUGUUAAGAUUGUAAAAACAUCUGUGAAAAAUAAAUUGUUACUUGCUAUUACUGUAGGAGAAAAUGCAAAAAGAUUAUGACUGAUAUAACUCUUAAUAAUCAAACCUUUGAUAUCUGCAAGGAUGCUUACGAUUAUCUAUAAGCAUUUACCUGUAAUAAAUGCAAAAAGUCAUAUAAUUAGAAAUCUAUUAUUUCUAAGGAGGAUUACGAAAAAAAUACAUUCACCUGUUGUUGA